GCGCCUUAGCUGCCGCUCCUUCUGCUCCCAUAUCCUGGCUGGGCAGGAGAGCUCAGCCUCCGGCGCUGGGCGAGCGGCAGUUCAUGCGGAGAAGAACUCGCUCCCUUACUCCACUUUGCUGCCCCGGUCACAACAGUAGCAGCGCACAGCCAUGAUUUCUGCACGGCGAUACAGUCUCUGCAGCCUGGUCCUCUUCUUGUGCCUAGCGGCCGGUCAAGAGCUUCAGGCUUCCCAGAACUGCAUGACAAAACAGCAACUCCUGGCUACCAUCCGCCAACUGCAGCAGUUUCUCAAAGGCCAGGAAACACGGUUUGUUGAGGGAUUACGCAUCAUGAAACACCGACUCACAACUCUGCAGAACACUGUGACUAAAGCUAUCCCAGCCCCACAAACUGUCUUCUGUCCUAGAUUGGAAGCUCCAGUGAAUGGCAAGAAAUUUGGCACGAAAAAUUUGGUGGAUCAUGAAGUCCAUUUUACCUGUGAUCCUGGAUUUCAGCUUGUUGGUUCCAAUUCUCGAGUGUGUCAGCCAAAUGGCAGCUGGACUGGAGAAGUUCCACACUGCAAAGAUAUUGGUCUGUGCUCAAAUCAGUGCCGGAAUGGAGGAACAUGUACAGAGACAGGUGACCAGGUUCAAUGCAUUUGUUCACAGGGAUGGAUGGGCCCCAAUUGCCAGUAUCAAACCCAGACAGUACCUCCAGCAUGGAGCAUAACCAAUGACCCAGCUUUUAGUCGCAAGCCACGCUGUGCCAAAUUAGAUCGAAUGCAACACUGCAGCUGUGAAGCGGGCUUCCAUAUGAGUGGCACUACAGAAAACAGUAUUUGCCAGGAUGUCAAUGAAUGUGAAAUUUACAAGCUGGAGGGAGUCCCUCGUCUGUGUAUGCAUGCUUGCAUCAACACUCCUGGCUCGUACCAUUGCUCCUGCCCCCCUGGAUACAAGCUCUUCAGUGAUGGGAAAAACUGUGAAGAUAUAGAUGAAUGUGCACUCUCAUUGCACAGCUGCAUUAGGGGAACAACAUGCAUUAACAUCGGAGGAAGCUUUCAGUGUGUCAAGCCAGAGUGUCCCCAGACUGGUGGAAAUGUCAGCUAUGUGAAAACAUCACCCUUUCAAUGUGAACGGAAUCCGUGUCCCAUGGACAGCAGAUCAUGCUAUCAAGCCCCCAAGACGAUCUCCUUCCAUUAUCUCCCUCUGCCAUCCAAUCUUGCCACUCCCACUCCUCUCUUCCGCAUGGCAACUGCUUCGGCCCCUGGACGACCAGGUCCUGACAGUUUGCGGUUUGGAAUUAUAGGGGGAAACAGCCGAGGGCAUUUUGUGAUGCAACGUUCGGACAGACAGACUGGAGAACUCAUGCUGGUACAAAGGCUACAAGGGCCUCAGACCAUAACAGUGGAGGUUGAGAUGUCCGAGUAUCUGGAUCGUACCUUCCAAGCGAAACAUGUUUCCAAAAUUACCAUCUUUGUAUCAGUUUAUGAGUUUUAAAGAAAGUUGGUUCAGCAUGGGAGGAAAAACCAUUUUUCAUCAGGAACUUUUGUUUGGUUUCACCAUUGGCUCCCAUGUCAAAGACUCCAGAAUUAAAAAUGGCAUCAAGCAUGGCUUGGCUUUCUCACCUGAAUUAACAUUGCCCACUUCUUUUCAGCAUUACUGGCAUGUAGCCUUUCUGCUUCUAUCCUAACACACCUUUAGAUGACCCAAAGCCCUUGAAAGAAGGGGAGAGUGGCAGUGUAACCUAUCUAUCAAUUAUUGUUGCUCCACCCACACUAGCUUCAUCCUGCCCUUUGUGAGCCAAUACAGCAUAUUGUACAUAUAGAUAGCCAGUUUUUAACAAGACUACCUGCAUUCCAGAAGACUCUAAGAAAGGAGAAUAUAGGAUCCCUCUGUGGACAAUGUACCAAAGCAACUAUAUUAUAACUAUACAACAGUAAAAGAGGUCAUUCCUAUUUUGUAAUAUUGCUAUAUAACAUUAAAUGUUGAUUUGUUGGAAAACAGAUGCCUAUCGAUGGAUAAAUCAUGGAGGUAAAUCUGAUUUUUAUCAGACUUCUUUUCUAAUAAAUGCAUGUUGGACUAGGGCAGGGGUGAAAUCUACUUACCUUCCUCAUCAGUUUGGAAGUACACAUGCCACGCACACUGUUUGUUUUGCAUGUGUGUGCGCACAUCACAUGUGCGUGCAGACCUUCUGCACAUGCACAAAACCUUCCUGAUUAAAAUCAGGAAGUAAUGACACCUGGGCGGGUGGGCGGAGCUUUGCUCCGCCAUUGCUACUGGAUUGCCGAAUCACUGGCCACGAUCGCUACCAGAUUGCGAGAUCCAGUCAGAACUGGGAGCAUUUCAUCCCUGGACUAGAGCAAUAUUUCUCAACCUUGGCAACUCUAAGAUGUCUGGACUUCAAUGUCCAAAAUUGUCCAGCCAGCAUCUUAAAGUUGUCCAGAUAGUGAAAUAGUGGACUAGGUUGCACAUUUCCCUAACAGAAGUGUUGUACUUCAGGAUUAUAAAGCUUGGAAGAAAUUAAUAUCUGCCACAAAUUCAAUGCUGUAUUCCAGAACUCAAAUCGAUAAUUUCUGUUUCUAUCUCUGAAAGAACAACUUUCAGCAAAGUUAGGGAAAAACAUUUUUUCUGCCUGGAUGAUGUACUUCAUUUAAUGCCAUUUAAUAUUACAGCAUCAUAAAAAGUAUUUUACACUAUUUUUUGUAAUUCAGUAACAUUUAUUUGGCAUGAGUUUUGCUUUUCUUUGUUAGCCAAGAAAUUUAGCAGUAUAAGAACAUGUUUGUGACUCCACCAGAAAUAUUAUUUUGCUCUACUGGAAUGAAAAUAUUAUUUCCUUUCAAAUAUUUUCUUUGGGCAAAGAAAUGUAGGGCAAAAGGCACUUUAAUUAAACACAUUUUUUUGUAUUUUUCAGUGAAUGUUUUAGAUUUUUAAAAAAACUUUAGAUAUACCUCUUGGAACUGGAUCACAGAAACCUAUCUAUUUAGUCAAAUUUGUCUUGUGUAUUUAGUCUCCAGGCUGGCUUUUUUGUGCAUGAAUAAAAAAAAAGAUUCUCCAUAACUUCCAAUUAACAACUUCAGUAAAUGUUAAAAGUCUUUAAAUAUAUAAAGCCAUAUAAAUAUAUAAUCAGCUUUCAAGUUACAAUUGAAAUAGCAGGCUGAUGAAAAUAAAAUCACAAUGGAGCUACCACUGACAAUUAGAUAGGAAAGCAAAUCUGGGCAAAAAAAAAAAAAUUAAGUGAUCAAUGUUUGUUUUAGCUGUUUUAUCUCCCUCCACUUCCUUUAUGGAAAGCUAUCUCAAGACAUUUACAUCACUAAGGGCUGAACUGGAAGCCCACAAAACUAAGGGAACCUCAAUGCUCCCAAAGAUAUACCUGCCUAUAUAAGCUUCCACAGAACAGUGGUUCCCAUCAUGGUGCAAGCCAAAUCUUACAAAGCAGCCACCAUUUCUUUCAAAAGGAAUGGCUUAAGAUAGUGAAGCUAGCUGAUUUCCUACUACAAGUCAAAUUCUGAUACCAUAUGCAUGUGUAUGAGUGUUUGUCUAUAUGACACAAAAGGGCAAAGUGAAUUGCCUCUACAUGUAUAUGGCCAUGAAAUGAGGAUUCAGCAAAGAACAGGUACAUACAUCCUUGAACACAAAGAUCUAUUUCUGCUCCUCACUACAAUUGAAAGGCAGAUGUCCCAAGCCCCCUCUGUUCAAAACCCUCUGGAUCUUAACAUCCUAAUCCUACUGGUUGCUUUGUUAGUUGUUACUGCCAUCACUUGUCUUCCAGAAGUAUCUCACUUGGUAUCC
Ahaetulla prasina is the source of this 3769-nucleotide messenger RNA. It is a transcript of the gene FBLN7, whose product is annotated as fibulin 7. The coding region runs from base 152 to 1477 and encodes 441 amino acids. NCBI's taxonomy places the organism in Eukaryota, Metazoa, Chordata, Lepidosauria, Squamata, Colubridae. The transcript is spliced from 8 exons. Gene Ontology annotation, molecular function: calcium ion binding. The record is from RefSeq and is a predicted model, not a curated record.